Coffea arabica (coffee) is the source of this 987-nucleotide messenger RNA. NCBI's taxonomy places the organism in Eukaryota, Viridiplantae, Streptophyta, Magnoliopsida, Gentianales, Rubiaceae. The record is from RefSeq and is a predicted model, not a curated record.
AUACAGCCAGGAACUAACUGUCAGAACACAAGAAGCUAAAAAUGAAGAGUUGUUUAGUUGCGUUAUGCUUUCUUCUUGUUUUUCAUGUGAAAGUCUUAUGUGAAGAACGGAAGGUCUACGUAGCGUACCUCGGAGAGCACAGUGGAAACAGAAAUCCUGAAGAAAUAGAGGAUCAGCAUCACUCCUAUCUUCGUUCCGUAAAGGGUUCACAAGAAGAGGCUAAAGCCUCCCAUAUUUAUAGCUAUAAGAACGUAAUCAAUGGAUUCUCCGCAUUGCUUACGCCAGAAGAAGCCUCUAAAUUAUCAGAGAUGGAUGGAGUGAUUUCAGUUUUUCGUAGCCAGGCAAGGGAAUUAAGGCCUCAAACAACAAGAUCAUGGGAUUUCACAUACUUACUCGAAGCAAAUGGUGAUCCUAGUCGUGUAAGCGGGGAUGCAUUACUGAAGAGAGCAAACUAUGGGAAAGAUGUUAUUGUUGGAGUCUUUGAUUCUGGUAAUUUUCCAUUUCCCUUGUCAAGAACUAUUUUGUUGAUUAUUAUAAUAUUCUCCGUCCACAUUUCUAUGAGCACUAUUUUAAUUACCUUAAACAUUUUGUUGACCAUAAACACUUCAAAUAUGUAUGCAUAUACACACAAAAAACCAUUUUGACUGUUGAAGGUUUUUUUUUAUUAUUAUUUUUGCGUUGUGGGGGUUAGUUCAGAAUAGGGGUGCAAACGAGUCGAAUCGAGUCAAGUUUUGACAUAAUCGAACCGAGUCUCAACCUAGAUUUACGAAUCUAGAACUCGAGUUCAACGAGUUCAAAAUAUAAAGUUCGAGCUUAAAAAAAUAAAAAAUAAUAAUUAUUUUAUUUUUAAAAAUAAAUAAAAUAAUAAUUUUUCUUAACAAAUAAUAAAAUAUGAGGAAUAUAUAUGUAACUUUAUUAGUAAAAUAAUAUAUUUAUAUAUAUAUAUAUAAUUGAAUUCGAGUUAGUUCGCGAACUAACGAGUUUAGU